This is a messenger RNA of Lactuca sativa (garden lettuce), 2076 nucleotides long. Its product is annotated as UDP-glucuronate 4-epimerase 3. The record is from RefSeq and is a predicted model, not a curated record. NCBI's taxonomy places the organism in Eukaryota, Viridiplantae, Streptophyta, Magnoliopsida, Asterales, Asteraceae.
ACCCUAAAUCUCCAUUAACAUUCAAGAUCCUUCCAACUCAAUUCUUCUCUCCCUUUCUUACUCCACUCUCUCUCUCUCUCUCUCUCUCUCUCUCUCUCUCUCUCUCUCUCAUCAGCCAUCGCCCAUUUUUUGCAAUCAUUCUCAAUUCCUGUAGAACCAAAGAAAACCCACAAAAGUAAACAAUCAAUCGCUCAAGAAACCAGAAGAUUCCUCAUUCCCCCAUAAAACAACAAGAAAAAUAAAGUGGGAGGAAGACUAUCACCAUUCACCAACACAGAGAACCAUUCCUUUUUUCUUCUUUAUCUUCAUCAAUUGCAUAGCUCCACCAUCGAUUUCUUGAGAAGAAAACUGGAUGCUGCUUCAACCCUAAUCACAUUCCACGAAAAUCAGGCAAGAAUUUGAAUGAUUAUGAAGUUAUCUUCAUCUCAUAUGGAUAACAUCCCAUCGACACCUGGGAAAUUCAAGAUGGAUAAAUCCCCAUACAUUCAUAGAUUCAGACACUAUUCAUCUCUAGCAAAACUCACAUUUUGGAGCUUUGUUUUCCUCGGAUUAAUCGUCGUCUUCUUCUUCAAAUCACCAUCCACAUCACCACCAAACUCAAUGCCAUCAGAUCUCUCUCGCAGAUCUUUAAAAACCAGUUCGUGGGGUGGACCCGCGUGGGAAAAACGGGUCAGAUCAUCUGCCCGGAUCCGAUCCCAAAAUGGGUUAUCGGUAUUGGUAACCGGAGCUGCCGGAUUCGUCGGUACCCACGUCAGCGCCGCCUUGAAACGCCGUGGAGACGGCGUUUUAGGUCUUGAUAAUUUCAACAACUACUACGACCCAACACUCAAGAGGGCUCGCCAAGCCUUACUCGAAAGAAGUGGGAUUUACAUCGUCGAAGGUGACAUUAACGACAUCGCAUUGCUCCAAAAACUCUUCGAGGUAAACCCUUUCACUCACGUAAUGCAUUUAGCAGCUCAAGCCGGUGUUCGAUACGCCAUGGAAAACCCAAAUUCUUAUGUUCAUAGUAACAUAGCUGGCCUUGUUAAUCUUCUCGAAGUCUGUAAAAACGCUAAUCCACAACCUGCUAUAGUUUGGGCAUCAUCUAGUUCUGUUUACGGAUUAAACAGCAAAGUACCCUUUUCGGAAAAAGAUCGAACCGAUCAACCAGCAAGCUUAUACGCCGCUACAAAAAAAGCAGGUGAAGAAAUCGCACACACUUAUAAUCACAUAUAUGGUUUAUCGUUAACGGGUUUAAGAUUCUUCACUGUUUACGGACCUUGGGGAAGACCAGACAUGGCGUAUUUCUUUUUCACUCGAGAUAUCUUAAAAGGGAAAUCGAUUCCAAUCUUUGAAGCUUCAAAUCAUGGAACUGUGGCGCGUGAUUUUACUUACAUCGACGAUAUUGUAAAGGGUUGUUUGGGUGCUUUAGAUACUGCGGAAAAGAGUACAGGAAGUGGAGGGAAGAAGAAAGGACCUGCGCAAUUGAGGGUUUUCAAUUUGGGGAAUACGUCACCUGUUCCUGUAUCGGACCUUGUGAGCAUUUUGGAGAAAUUAUUGAAAGUGAAAGCGAAGAGAAUGGUGAUGAAGUUGCCUAGAAAUGGUGAUGUUCAGUUUACACAUGCGAAUAUUAGUUUUGCUGAAAGGGAAUUUGGUUAUAAACCAACAACUGAUCUUCAAACGGGUUUGAAGAAAUUUGUGAGAUGGUAUGUUAGUUACUAUGGUUCUGGGAAGAAGAACAGUCAUUGAGAAAUUGAAGCUCAUGUCUUGUGGUAAUUAUUCUCAGAUUCUUGUUUUUGUUUUUUGGUGUUCACAUGAUUAUUUCUGUUUAUGUUUUUGUGAUCUUUGUUUUCAUAUAUUGUAAUGAUGAUGAGGAGGCCUGAAAAAGAAAGAAAUCCCACGAUUUUUGUGAUUUGUACCAAAGAGAAACUAAGAAUAUGUGCUUGUGGUGGGAGUUGUAUUAUUUUAUGGAAUUUAAAUAAAUAGAAGUAGAACACAAUAGUUUGGAUGUUAUGAGUUUCUUGAUCUAAGUUUGGGUUCAAAUAAAGGAUGUAAUAAGUUUCUUGAUUCAAGUUUGAAUUUUUGGUUUUGUUGAAA